This is a messenger RNA of Rotaria socialis, 1458 nucleotides long. Lineage: Eukaryota; Metazoa; Rotifera; Eurotatoria; Philodinida; Philodinidae. The record is from the annotation of a GenBank genome assembly.
AUGCCAUCAUUACAGUUUAAUUUUAUAUUGUUUCUGCUAACUGUUGAAUAUGUGCAACAAAUAGCAAGCCAAUGUCCAGCACCAUUUAUUAAUGAUAGUAUUACAGAUUUCUGUUAUUACUAUGCAAGCAACAAUUUAUCGUGGUCCGAUGGUUAUAAUCAGUGCUUAAAUAAUAACACUGAUGCACUUUUGAUUCAAAUAUUUACGAUGCAAGAUUUUAGUAACUUAAAAAACGCCAAUAUUAGCGGAAAAGAUCCUUUUUGGAUAGGCGCAAAUAAUUUUGCCUCAUUUCGCGAUUCUCACUGGCAUUGGCUCGAUGGAUCUGUUGUUAGCGAUUCGGUCAUUACAUGGUGUCCCAAUAGUACAUAUGAUGUCGCAAUAGGUACUUAUUGUGCAGCAUAUGAUAGUACUUUAAAAUGUGUCAAUAAUUAUUUAUGCAGUACUCUGUUACCAGCUCCAUGUGUCAUAACAAAGAAUAACAUAGCACAACAAACGAAAAGUAUUUUGGAAUCUCGUCUAUUAAGUACUAAUACAUGUGCCAAUUUAUAUGAAGGCGAUUAUGCAAAUUGGUGGACAUAUUCUAUUUUACUUCUCAAUUGGUUCAUACUUUUCUGUUUUAUUCUUUAUUUAAGUAAUCAUUUUAAUAUCAAUAAGCGUGCAGUUAUGUUAACAAUAUUUAUUGUUAUAUUAUCAUUUAUGAUGAUUAUUGCAUUUUCUAUUUUAUGGGGUGUACAAUAUCAAAACAUUAUAGAAAUACCAUUAGUUAUCGUGACGCUUGGUAGUGCAGCAAGUGCAAUUCUUCUUAUUAAUAUUUUAAUUCUUGUGUCAAAUCGUACUCGAGUACAAAAAUGGAUGCCACCUAUGAUUCUAGUAAUUUUAACAAUCAUUAUUGAAUGCUUAUUAAUGCUUGGUCUUAUUCUCUGUACUGCAUAUUGUUCAGCGUAUAUUACAUUACCAUCAACUACUCUUGAUAAAGAUAUUAUUGCAUCACUUUUAUCUGCAUUAGUUGCUGCCAUAACUGUUUUAUCCGUUCAUGCAAUUUUAGCUUUGAUAGAUCAAGAUCAUGUAUAUGCUGCAGCAUCUAAUAAAACAAGUCCAAACAAUCCAAACACAGUCACUGGAAGACAAACGCUUGUUCCUCGUCCAAUAACAGCUAAUAGAUCUGACAGAGUUGAUCGUACAACAUCACCUGUUGAUGAACGUAUUUUAAAUGAAUUCUAUACUGAUCAUCCUAAAGAUGUACAUCAAUAUAAUUUGGAAGGAAGACAAUAUGUUGUUUAUGAAGGAAUAAAGUCAAUUAAUAUUGAUGCAUAUAGAAAAGAAUUAGCACAAGCAAUGCUAUCACAAGAAACACAAGGUUUACAUGAAGCAAUUUUUCAUGCUAAAAAUUCUAGUCACGCUACGGCACUAGCUGAAGAAAUUCAACAAGCUGAAAGUUUAUUGAAUCGAUUAAAAUAA